UUUAAAAAGUCCGGACUGCCUGUUGGUGACAGCAGGAACUGAGUCGAUCGGUGAAGUCAGUUAGAGACAUAAAAGUAGAAUCAUGUAUGUAUAAUCAGCCUGGGAGCUUUAUUGGAGAUAUAUGAUUCUUCUCGAAACAAGUCAGAUCAUUUUUUUCGCAGAAUGGAAGCUCAUUACGACCAGUUUUUAGACUCACCAUCCAAAAACAGCUACAUUGGAAGCUAUUACCAACCUCCAGAUAGGAUACUACCAAGACAGCUGGAGCCGGAGUUCCCAGUACACUCAUCAGCCAGCAUGGACCCAAAGGUGAUUAGGCCGCGGAUGUCUAAUUCCAAACAAAACGUUGACAGCAAAGCAGGUGUUGUUGAAGCACUCAAGACGCUCCAGGAGAAAAUCAGAUGUUUAGAGAAGGAGAGGAUACAAACAGAAAAAUGCUACCAGGAGUUUUCCCUCAAUGCUCAAAAACAUCAACAUGCCACAUCUUCUUACUCAGUGCUCAGUAAAACAGCAGCAAGCCAGCCUGACACAGACAACUCUGGCAGAAAAGAGAUCGACUCAAAGCUGCAGUCUGCAGAGGCUCGCUGUAAGGUUCUUGAGAAGCAGCUGGACUACAUGAGGAAGAUGGUUGAAAAUGCUAAGAGGGAGAGGAACGUUGCCACGGAGAAUCAGAACCAACAGCCAAGUAGUUCAAACAGCCAAUCUCAGCAGGAAAAGCUGGAAAAACUUGAAUCAGAGUGUCUCAAACUGAGCGUGACCCAAACCCUGGCAGAGAGGAAACUUUCCAUCUUGGAGCAAAAACUCCUGAGAGAGGAGCAUGAGCGUAAACUUGUGCAGGAGAAAGCUGAUGAGCUGCAGAGAGAGUUGGACACAAACCUUCGUCUAUCGUUGCAAACUUCUGAAGAAACAAAGCCAAAGAAAAUAAAAAAGACAACCAAUAAAACCCAAAGGCAGAAUGAACUUGCAUCACCAAGUGGAUCCAGAAAUUUCAAAAUGCCCUUUGUUGCAGGAACUUCAACCAGCCCAAGCCAUUCAGUCCAUGCCAAUUUGCAAAGUAUCCUUCACAUGAUGAAACACCAUCAGCCCCAGCUGUGUCAGCAUGUGAGCUCUCUGCACAUGUCCAGUGCUGGAGUUAAAAAGAGCCUCCAGAAACACUUUCAGCAAUCCACCAUUGCUGCUCACAUGCCUGAAAAGAAGCCCAAACAAGCAGAUCAUCCACUGGGCUCAUUGUCUGACCUGCUACUGGCUCUGCAGGAUGAGCUGGGACAAAUGAGCUUUGAGCAUCAGGAGUUAGUGAGUCAGAUUGAUGCUGCCAAAACUCAGGAGCAGAGGCAGGAUCUUCAGGAAGAGCUGGAGAGGUUGUCAGCCAGAAUGGAGAAGAAAGGAGCUCAGAUCACCAAGCUCCACAAACACCAGGGAACAAUCAAACAGCUGACCCAGAGUCAACCUUGUCCAGACAAACACACAACCAAGAAACCAAGCAGGAUUAAACCACCGGCUCCUUCUCCUGUUAAAAACAAGCAGAAAGGAGAAAAAAGUGGGACCUUUCAAAACAACCUGCAGCUCCUCAGAGAGACGCAGAAAUUUAGAAACAGCCUCAAACAAGAUGACCUCUACUGGGAAACAUGAGGUUCUUCUCAGAAAACACAACUUUGAUCCUACAGCUGGUUGAACCUUAAGGUUCCCCUCCUCUUGAGAUGGCCUCUUUGGCAUUUUGAAUGAGAAAUAAAAAGAGGGAAUGAAUGAAAUGUAUGUGUUAAACACUGGAAUGGAUCAUGUGUCACUCAGCAAAAAGAAAAAGAUGGGUGAUAAAUUAAAUCUUAUGAUUCCUCACAUCAGAGGAUCUGUUGUUUUUAAAACGUGUUUUUCUGAUCUCAAAUGAAGCUGGAGUUAUCUAUUUUAAUUAUUAAAAUUUUUAAAACAGCA
Molecule: messenger RNA, 1923 nt
Organism: Cheilinus undulatus (humphead wrasse)
Lineage: Eukaryota; Metazoa; Chordata; Actinopteri; Labriformes; Labridae
Gene: cep57l1
Product: centrosomal protein 57, like 1
Exons: 11
Coding region: 163-1626 (487 amino acids)
Cellular component (GO): centrosome
Molecular function (GO): microtubule binding; identical protein binding; gamma-tubulin binding
Source: RefSeq, a predicted model, not a curated record